AUGCCCAGAGGAACGCAAUUGGAAUAUUUAAGUGCGCUGAAACUUAAGGAUACAACUCAUGUGUUCCGUAAAACGGGCAUUAUUUGCACUGUUGGGCCGGCAUGUAGGAGUGUGGACAUGUUACGAACGAUGAUCACAAAUGGAUUGGGUAUUGCGAGAUUGAAUUUUAGUCACGGAACUCAUGAGUAUCAUGCAGAAACAAUUGCGAAUAUACGUGAAGCGGGUGUGCAAGCUGAAGUAGAGUUGAAAAAAGGUUCAUCAGUAAUCAUAACAACUGAUCCAAAAUUUCAAAACUCAUGUACAUCAGUGAAUAUUUUCGUUGAUUACGUGAAUAUCGUAAAAGUUUUGAAAGAAGGCUCGAGAAUUUUCAUCGAUGACGGUCUUAUCUCGUUGUUGGUCAAUGAAAUUGGUAAGAAUUCAUUGACAUGUACCGUUGAAAAUGGUGGCAUGCUGGGUAGUCGGAAAGGUGUGAACUUGCCUGGAACACGAGUGGAUCUGCCGGCAGUUACCGAGAAAGAUAUUGACGACCUGAAAUUUGGCAUUGAACAAGGUAUUGAUAUAGUGUUCGCGUCAUUCGCACGUAGCGGUGAGGGAAUCCGUCAGAUACGUCGUGCACUCGGUGAAACGGGAAAACAUAUCAAAGUUAUCGCCAAAAUUGAGAAUCAACAAGGAGUUGAGAAUGCUGAAGAUAUAAUUGCCGAAUCGGAUGGUGUAAUGGUAGCGCGUGGUGAUCUCGGUAUAGAAAUACCAGCUGAGAAGGUGUUUCUUGUGCAAAAGAUGUUGAUCGCAAAAUGUAAUCGAUACGGUAAACCGGUUAUAUGUGCCACCCAGAUGCUCGAGUCAAUGAUACAUAAGCCAAGACCCACACGUGCUGAAGGAAGUGACGUCGCGAAUGCGGUGUUGGAUGGUGUCGAUUGCGUGAUGUUAAGUGGUGAAACGGCGAAGGAUCAUGCAAUCGCUCGGCAACUGCACCUGUGGCGUGGUGUACUUCCAUUGUAUCAUGGAGGUGUGAACAACGUCGACUGGCAAACGGAUAUCGAAAAUCGUGUACUACACGGAAUAACUUGCGGUAAAAGAAGACGAGUCUUUAAUACUGGAGACUUGCUGAUUGUUAUCACUGGUACUUCGAAGGGAAAAUGGAAAGGUGAUUAUUAUCUUCAGCAUUAUCAGUGA
Molecule: messenger RNA, 1173 nt
Organism: Anisakis simplex (herring worm)
Lineage: Eukaryota; Metazoa; Nematoda; Chromadorea; Rhabditida; Anisakidae
Source: the annotation of a GenBank genome assembly